This is a messenger RNA of Agelaius phoeniceus (red-winged blackbird), 4170 nucleotides long. RefSeq names its product adenylate kinase 9 (gene AK9). Lineage: Eukaryota; Metazoa; Chordata; Aves; Passeriformes; Icteridae. Gene Ontology annotation, biological process: nucleobase-containing compound metabolic process. Gene Ontology annotation, molecular function: ATP binding; nucleobase-containing compound kinase activity. The record is from RefSeq and is a predicted model, not a curated record.
CACUGCAUCCGCACUCGCUGCUCCCGCCGGGAACCGCUCCCCGCGGGCCUUAGAAAACACAUGGAUUCACAAGAGGAAAAACAAGCUCAGCCCUUUACAGACAUCUUUGAUGAAGAUGAAGCUGAAAGAUCUUUUCUGUUGUCCAAGCCCACUUGCUUAAUUGUCUUUGGAAAGCCAGGUUCUGGAAAGAAAACGUUAGCUAGCAAACUAGCACAGAGAUGGAACUGCAUUUUCAUAGAAGCCUCAGAAGUAAUUAAAACGAAUAUUCAACAAAGAUCAGAAUAUGGACUUCAGUGUCAAAAAUUGCUUUGUGAAGGGCAGAGUAUUCCUGAGGAAUUGGUGACAAAAAUGAUUCUGCAAAUGAUUGAGUCACCAGAAGUUGCUCAUUAUGGUUAUGUUCUUACUGGAUUUCCUUCUCUCUCGGAGGAAUACUUGACUAUUCCACAACAAAUAGAGAAAAUAAGGAAUCUAAAAUUAAAACCGGAUUUCCUGAUUACCAUUAAGUGUCCAGAUCAUGAGUUAUGCCAAAGAAUAUCAGGACAAAGGCAAAACCCUGAUUCAGGGGUGAUAUAUCAGAGGAGCCAGUGGGAUCCUAAAGUUACUGACAAGCGUAAGAAAGAGAAAGAUCGGGAUGAAGAAGAGGAAGAAGAAGAAGAAGAAGAAGAAGAAGAAGAAGAAGAAGAAGAGCAGGAUGAAGAAGAAGGAGAAAAAGAUGAGACUGGAGAAGGUCGACGUAAAAAAAAAGAACCUUUUUAUCAACUAGUGCAGAGGCCUGAAGAUUUUCUUGAAAAUGCAGAGAAAAGAAUUGGAAUAUACAAGGAUAUAAUACGUCCUCAUUUAGAAGGAUUGUUGGCUUGCCAGGAUUGUCGAUGUCUUAUUGAAGUGGAUGGAAGUCAGGAACCAGAUCAUGUCUUGGAGACAGUGGUAGGCCGACUUGAGUCUAUGGAAGUUCAAAAUGCAGCUCCUGUAGUCAGACUCCAAAGUGAACAAGAAGAAGAAACGCUGGAGGGAAAGCAAAACGAUGAACUUCUCCGGGCUCUGUCAUCUUACAAACUGAUAGCACCCAGAUACCGAUGGCGUAGGAGCAGGUGGGGACAAGUGUGUCCCGUGGCUCUAAAGGAGGGGGACAUUGUAAUGGGAAACCCAGAGUUUGCUGUCAGUUUUCUAGGUAAAAUGUACGUACUGUCAUGCCAAGAGGCAUUGAACAAAUUUGUGUUGAAUCCACGGCCUUACCUCUUACCUCCAAUGCCAGUUCCUCCUUGUAAAGUGUUCGUAUUUGGUCCUCCAUUCUCUGGAAGAACAACUAUUUGUAAUGAAAUUGCACAGAAUUAUAAAGGAAAGGUUCUUGAUAUGGACAUACUCAUUCAACAAUAUAAAGAAUCAAGAGAGAAACACACUGAGGAAUUGCGAAAGGAUGCAGUAGAAAAGGCUAUAGAGGCAGUGAAAAAUAGAUUGGAAUCAGAAGAACAAUCAGAAGAAUCAGGGAUACCAGAGAUAACUGCUGACCACCCAGAAGUUCAAGCCAUGGUAGAAGGAGCCAUGAAAAGCAUGUCGUUCUCUGACGAUACAAUGUUAUCUCAAAUGUACGCUGAAGCACUGGAGGAAGCUAUUGCAGGGCUUAUGAAGACUAACAAAGACAGGUUUCCUGGUGCUUCAGAAAGAGGAGGGUGGGUAGUGGAUAACUACCCUCUGUCAGAAGACCACUGGUCAGCCUUAUUAGCGAAAGGACUCCUACCUGACACGAUUGUCUGUCUGAAGGAUACACAAAAAGAUGGAGCCUGUAUACUGCGCAGAGCAUAUCUAGCAAGUAGGAAUGAAAAUAGUUCUAAGAGUUUGGAAGAACCAACACAUGAAGCAUUAGAAAAGAAAGAAGAUGAUGCAAGCGGAGGAAUGGAAGAAACACUGACAUCAGAGAAAGAUCAGUCUCCAGCUGCUGCUGAGGAGAAAGAAAUCAUGCAACCUGAGUUUGCAGAGGAUGGUUUUCCAGAUACAGAAGAAAUGAAAACAAUUAAAAUGAAGAUUGACCUUUUCAUGAAUGAUUGGGAAAAUGUGGAAUCAGAAAUCAGGACGUCAUCUAAAGUUCAGGUGGUUGUUUUAGAGAUUGCUGAGCAAACACCAGAAAGUCUGCUUAAUCAAACUGUGCAAGUUAUGGAAAAACCUUUUAAAUAUUAUGGCUGGGAAUUAUCUGAUGAAGACUUAGGGGAGGAGGAACAAGAUCUGGCUGCUGAAGCGGAAAAUGAGGAAGUGGAAGAGGAAGGUGAAGAAGAGGAAGAGGAAGAAGGGGAAGAAGGGGAAGAAGAGGAAGAAGAUGAAGAAAAAAUUAAGCAAAAGAAAAGGCAUAUGGGAGACACAAAACACUUUUGUCCAGUCAGUCUGAAAGAGAACUUUGUCCUCUACCCUGGACUCCAGGAACAUGCAGUUAAAUAUAAAGAAAAGAUUUAUUACUUUUCAACUUCCGAGUACAGAGAUGAAUUUUUGAAGAACCCUGAGGAGUAUGUGGCUCACAAUGAACCACUACAAGCUCCUCCAUUACGGGUGUGUUUACUUGGGGUUCAUGGAGCUGGUAAAACUACUUGUGCACGAGAGAUAACAGAUAAAUUAGGCAUUUUCCAUAUUCAAUUUGAAGAAUAUCUACAGGAAUUGAUUUUACCCAAAACUAAAAGGAAAGUUGGGCCCUAUUUUGAUGAAGAUCAUGAAGAUGACAAUAAAAUACUAGAGGAACUGGAAGACUUCUCUCAGACCAUAACUAUAACUGAAACAGAAAAAACCAAACAGGAAGUGGAAUUAACUGAUGAGGAACGGGCAAUCAAAGCAAAUCUAAUGGGUAAUAGAGAGCUGCCUCCAGAAGUCCUUGACAAGAUUGUUCCUGACUGGUGGAAGAAAGAGCCAUUCCGGUCCACAGGCUUUAUACUGGAUGGCUUCCCCCGUACUUUAGAUGAAGCCAGCUAUUUGUCAGAACGAGGACUCUGUCCUGAUAUUGCUAUUUAUAUUCAAGUAGAAGAAGGUGACAUUCUUAAACGUCUUUUUCCUCCACGUCUGAAAAAAUGGAAAGAAAAACAGCUUAAAAAAAAGGAAUAUAAAAAGAAGCUGAAGGAACUAAAAGCAAAAAUAAGGAAUGAGAAGAUUGCCAGAAGAAGAGAAGAACUUUUAGCAGAGCAACAGAAAAAGAAGCAGGAGGCUUUAGCAGAUAAGGAUAAUGACGAAGCUACUGUGGAAGAGGAGGAUGAAGAUAUUGAAGCUAUACUUGCAGAAGAGUUUUUAGAAGAAGAAGAAGAGGAAGAACCAGAAGAAGAAGAAAAUGAAGAAGAUGCUGUUGAGCGCAUGCAAAAUGAGAUUUCAGAGAGGUUUGAAUCAGAAUUAGAAGGAUUACAAAGUGUGCAGGAAGAACUGGUUGAAAAGUUACAAAUACCGCCAGUUGAGAUCAAUGGAGGACGGAAGCCUCGUGUUGUGUGCUACCAAAUAUACAAAAAGCUGAAACCCCUAGUGGAAAACCGCAGGAGCAUUUUUGAGAAAUGUUACCCAAUAAGUUUGCCACUUGCACAGAAGAUGCUAGUUUACUCAUAUAAAUUACGAAGUUCUUUUGGUCAGUGGGAUCCAGUCAAGUUAAGCCAAGGAGAUGUGAUCAAGCCACAGCAAAGGGAUGAAAGCACAGUCUUUCCAGUAAUCCAUCGACAAUAUAUUUAUUUCUUUUCAAGUAAAGAAAAUAAAGAAACAUUUAUGACAAAUCCCAUCAAAUAUAUUUGUCAGCCAAAACCUAAGCAAUCUGUGCCAGUAAAGAUUGCAAUUGUGGGACUUCCAAAGUCUGGAAAGACUACAGUUGCCCAGAGACUUGCGAGUGUUUAUGGGUUCCUGCGCCUGUCCCUAGGAGAUGCCAUCCGCUUUGUGCUAAACAGCCAGCCAGAGAGCGAGCUGGCACUUAAGGUACAGUCCCACCUUCUCCAAGGACUCACCGUGCCUGAUGAAUUGGCCAUCCAGGCUCUCAAUGUGGCUCUGCUAAAUCACAUGGAUAAUCCCACUGGAGUUGUAAUGGAUGGAUAUCCUCUAACAAGAGCCCAUGUAAAUCUCUUGGAAUCAACUAGGAUAAUUCCAGUGAAAAUCUUUGAAUUAGAUAUGGAAACAAAGGAAGUGUUCAGAAGAGCGCUGCUGGAUAAGGAAAGAUCAAACCGGUAG